AAAAGUUCCUUCCUCAACCUUUCUCCCUCUCUACCAUGAGUUCAAUACUUUUCUUCCUUCGUUAUUAAGUUGCCAUUUUUAUCUCCUUGUGUAGAACCAUCUGCAUACUGUCUAAACCCCAGUCAUGGCGAAAAGAGUGACUCUCUUUGAACCUCCCCCGCUGGAUUCUUCCAAAGCCCCCAUCGAAAAUGUCCUAGAGUUAACGCCCGUGAUAGAUAUUGGUCCAGAUGUCUUUACGAAUACUCGUCCUCUCUGGCACCCACCUGGCGCGCGGGGCAUCUACGGGGGUGCGGCAAUUGCCCAGUCGCUCGCCGCGGCGAUGCGGACGGUUCCGUCGGAUUUCGCCGUCCACAGCAUGCACUGCUAUUUCGUCCUCGCCGGCGAUUCCGAAAUGCCCAUUCUAUACCAUGUCGAGCGAGUGCGCGAUGGAAGGAGCUUCAUAACGCGCACUGUCCAAGCCAGGCAGCGCGGACGACCAAUUUUCACCACCACCUUGAGUUUCAGCAGGGCCAACAGCGGCGGGAAGAAGAAGCUGGAACAUGCGACAUCAAUGCCUGCUGUUACGCUGCCGGAUGAUUCUUCUGCGGACGUAAAGAGGAAGUUUUAUAACGCUGGAGGCGGGCCGUUCGAGUCGCACAAGCUCGGGACUGUGAACCGGGAUUCGUCCAAGCCUGAAGAUAAACGAAUCCGACGCUGCAUGCGCGCACGAGGCAACAUCUCCGAGGCCGGCGGCCACCACGCCCAUCUUUCCGCCCUCGCCUAUGUGACCGAUAGUUAUUUCAUCGGAACUGUAUCGCGCGUCCAUGACAUCCCUCGGUUUGCCUCCCCCGCCGAACUCAAAGCAGCCCUAAACGCACUUAAAAACCCAUCUGACUUGGAUGACGACGAAAUCUCACGAGCGUUCAAGGAGUUGAAGGAAGAAGAGGCCGCAGAAUUGCGCCGUCGGCUGGAGGGCGCCCUCAGUAAAGCUGAGGACCCGAAAAACAAACAUAAGCAUAAAGAGGUUGGCAUGAUGGUCAGUCUUGAUCAUUCGAUUUACUUCCACAACCCUUGGGCGUUUCGCGCAGACGAGUGGAUGGUCACGGAGAUGGAGAGCCCUUGGGCUGGCGAGGGAAGGGGUUUGGUACUCCAGAAUAUCUGGUCUAAAGAUGGAACAUUAAUCGCCACAUGCACGCAAGAGGGUGUUGUAAGAUUAAAACAAGAUGAGCCCCCUCGGUCGAAGAUAUAGACUGUUGCAUUACAUUAUCCAGCAUCAAAUACCCUUUCGUCUUGUUGGCGGUAUAUAAUUUCUUUCCAGGUUUGCUUUGAACUAGAGCGAAAGCACUUUCCCACUUGCUUUUGGUUAUAAUACGUCGUUGCAUAGACACUUAUCAUAUAUAUAUUCUGGGUUCUCCCUGCCCCCUGGUCUCUAUUUGAAUACAUCAUUCUUUGUACAUACAUUUCAGUUGCUCACUUCGGCUUAUCUUUGAGGUGUUGAAAUUGAGUUUCAUAUAUAUCAUUCAGAUAUAGCGUACAUGGAUUGAACAAUUCUCGUCUG
Aspergillus caelatus is the source of this 1537-nucleotide messenger RNA. RefSeq names its product thioesterase-like superfamily-domain-containing protein. Gene Ontology annotation, biological process: fatty acid catabolic process; acyl-CoA metabolic process. NCBI's taxonomy places the organism in Eukaryota, Fungi, Ascomycota, Eurotiomycetes, Eurotiales, Aspergillaceae. Gene Ontology annotation, molecular function: fatty acyl-CoA hydrolase activity. Gene Ontology annotation, cellular component: peroxisomal matrix. The transcript has 4 exons. The record is from RefSeq and is a predicted model, not a curated record. Bases 125 to 1228 code for a protein of 367 amino acids.